Messenger RNA from Epinephelus lanceolatus (giant grouper), 1109 nucleotides. The record is from RefSeq and is a predicted model, not a curated record. Lineage: Eukaryota; Metazoa; Chordata; Actinopteri; Perciformes; Serranidae.
CUGGGAGCAUUUGACCACGUGAUGCGAGAGAUGUUAGAGAGCAGCCAUCAUCAUUUCACCUAAUUCAUGUCCAGCCUGAAAUGGUAAAAGGUAAUUAAGACGACAAGGAAACUGAAAACUACGAUGGAGUAGGUGAAGCUCGUGAAGCCUCCUCCCGGUCUCAUCCACUGUGUUGUUCCCCAACUUACCAAGGUCGGCUCCAAAUCCCACCUGGUGUGGCCUUUGCUGUCUGCAGCUUGUCACAACGUGGAGCAACAAACCUGCUUCUUGGGUUGCUGGAGCACAGUGGAGGAGAGGGUCUGAGGCUGCUUACUCCCCCCGUUGGUCUUUGAGGAGGGGGGGAGGAGGAGGAAGAGGGAGCUGCUAUAACCACCCAGAGCAUGGGGCAGAAAGUCCCAGGUGGCAUUAAAACCAUUGAUAUGCGGGAUCCAGCGUUCAGCCCCCUGAAGCUGGAGCUACAGGCCCUGAGUCACACCAAGCCGUCUCGACUGGAUCUGCUGCUGGACAUGCCACCCGCCGGUGUGGACGUCCAGGUCCAGCACUCGUGGAACAAUGACGACCGUUCCCUCAACAUCUUUGUCAAGGACGACAACAAGCUGGUGUUUCACAGGCACCCCGUGGCGCAGAGCACGGACGCCAUCCGGGGCCGUGUUGGCUACACGAGGGGACUGCACGUGUGGGAGAUCAGCUGGGCUAUGCGUCAGAGGGGAACGCACGCUGUGGUCGGAGUGGCUACAAGUGACGCCCCGCUACACUCUGUGGGCUACACGGCUUUGGUAGGAAGCAAUGCCGAGUCCUGGGGCUGGGACCUGUGCAGGAGUAAACUCUACCACGACGGCAAGAAUCACCCAGGAAUAACCUACCCUGCCUUCCUCGAGCCAGACGACACCUUCAUAAUACCAGACUCCCUCUUAGUAGUCUUGGACAUGGAUGAGGGGACGCUGGGUUACAUAGUGGAUGGACAUUAUCUAGGGGUAGCAUUCAGAGGACUUAAGGGCAGGAAGCUGUACCCAGUGGUGAGCGCCGUGUGGGGACACUGUGAAAUAAGAAUCCGGUACAUAAAUGGACUUGAUCGUGAGUACAAACUUUAUUAAUAUUCUGUUAUUCUU